UCCCACGCGCUCAGAUGUUCCACAGGAGCUGUGCUGGACAAUGAGCCGGCGCUGCGCACCAUGGAGGACAGGAACAAUGUGGAGCACCUCUUCAGGGGUUCCUGUUCCUGUCUCACACUUUGCUCUCCCUGGAUCCGUGCAGAAUCCGCAGACAUUGGCCUUGAGCUGGUGGGCAGCCUACGACGGAGUUUGCUCUCCCGGUGUCUUCCGUUGCGCAAUGUGUACUAUUUAUUGCUCAUGUUUGAGUUUUUCCUGGUUUUUACUUUUGUAGCCGCAUGUAGAAACGGCGCCGCUGAGGCAUCAGCUGGUUGAGUCAGCUCUGUGAUCUUUUUUAAAUAUUUGUUUUCUUUAAUGUUAUUUGUGUGAACUCCUGCAACCACCUCGUUGUGAUUUCAAUGCAAUGUUUUUAGGAAUUGUUUGUCUCCCAAGUUUUGAAGUGAACUCGGGGCCGUUUUUAAAUAUCUGUGCACCACAGUAAAAAAAAAAAAAAAAAGUGACAACAACCACAUCCUCUUCAGCGACCACUGUGGUCCUGGUUUUCCUUCUUCUUUUUACCUCCGUUGGAUUUUGAAUUGUUUUUUUCGUUUUUCAUGGCAUUUGUGGCCCCAUUCCGCGUGGAUCCAUAAAAGAACCACGCAGAAUGUGCUUUAACCUUGACUGCGUGGAGAUGGAGUUCAGGGCGGUGGCCACCGGGUUGCCAGGUCCGCUAGCUCCGCCCUGCACGCCCGCCCCAUAGAAAAGUGAUGGUGGGCCGCUGGAGGAGGCGAGACAAGUGCAGAGCGGGGAUGUAAGCACCGUCGUACGGACCUACUCUCCCUCCCUGCCCGGGCUCGGCUGCAGCAGCAUCCUCGUCGAACAUUUUUCUUUUCUUGGACGAAGUCUUUCAAAAAACAACAGCAAUCCUUCCCCCUUUUUAUUCUUCUUUCUCCGGAGGGAAACCCCAUGUCUGCGACACUAGCGAUGAGCGACGUCGGACAUGAGGAGCCUUUCUUCCCGCUGCACAAGGCGUCCUUGGCCGCGGGCUUCCCCAUGGAGGACUCGGCGCUGCUGGGCUUGGUGUGCAAGAUGAGCGACUCGGACCGAAGCGACUACACGCAGGCCAAGUGCGAGAUGGACCGCUAUCUCUCCCCGCAGCCGCUUCCAGACGGCCAGAAGUCCCAAAGAGACGGCGCCGUGGGGAUGGAUCACUUCUUCGGCGAGGAGCAGGCCGGGGCGCCGUACACCCUCAACAUGAACCUUUACCUUCCCGACAUGACUUACCUGAGGGCGGGCUUGGCUCCGCCCCACGAGAACCUCCAAGUCCAAGUCAAGAUGGAAGCGGCGGCGCCGCCGUGCUUCUCUCAGAGCCUCCCGCCCACAAGUAGCUGCGGCGCCGCCGGCCAUGUCGGCGUCGCCAUGGAGACCUCCGCCGUAAACAUGGCGGGGUUGCCAGACUUCACCAGCGCUUUCCACCAGCAGGGCGGCGACACCCUGGUGCCGGAGGUCUUCAUUAAACAGGAAAUGUCGCCGGCCGGGUACGAGCAGCACGACGGCGGCGCCUCGCUCUUCCAGCUCCUGAUCUCCGGCUUGGAGCAUCACCACGGCGACAACAUGGAGGCCCACAUGCAGCACACCUUCCGCACAUCCCAGCAAGACCAAAGCGCCAAGUCUUCCUUCUGCGGCGGCGGACCCUCUUACUCGCGCCCCCACGCCCACUUCUUCCAGCAGCAGCAGGCGCCCUACCUGCCGCCCUCGCCGCCCAGCUCCGAACCAGGCAGCCCCGACAGGCAGAAGGAGCUGCUCCACACCAUGUCGCCGCCUCCUUCCUAUGCGGCCACCAUCGCCUCCAAGAUGGCGGGCAGCACCCCGGGACUGGCCGCCGCCGCCACCGCCCACCCGUCGGGGCAAGCUGCCGCGCCGAACCCCCACGUCCCCGCCGCCACGCAGGUCUUGACCCCGGUGCGCUACAACCGCAGGAACAACCCAGACUUGGAGAAGCGGCGGAUCCACCACUGUGAUUACCCAGGCUGCAAGAAGGUCUACACCAAGUCCUCUCACCUGAAAGCCCACCUCAGGACCCACACGGGUGAGAAGCCGUACAGGUGCACGUGGGACAGCUGCGACUGGCGCUUCGCCCGCUCCGACGAGCUGACUCGCCACUACCGCAAACACACGGGCGCCAAACCCUUCCAGUGCGCCGUGUGCUCGCGCUCCUUCUCCCGCUCGGACCACCUGGCCCUGCACAUGAAGAGGCACCAGAACUAGCACGUCACAAGCUCCCCACAUUUUUCUGGUUUUCAUUAUUCGCAGCUCCUCCUGGUGGUGCUGGCCGGUACUUUCCUGGCUUUUUGUUUCCAUCGGCAGCGCUUCCAAGUGGUGCUCUUCAUACUUUUCCUGGUUUUUGUUUUUGUUUUGACCAUUUCCGCAGCUCCACCUGGUGGUGCUGCCCGCUACUAUAGGUGCGGUGGGAACAAAGACGGUAAAGUAAUAUUCUCCACACGGACUGGCUUUUUACACACGGAAGAAGAAGAAAGAGGUGUGCAGUUCUGGUGUGGCUGGAAUGAAAGCACUUAACUCUCACUUGAAACUUUUUCCUUCAUUCGCAAACCAAACGUUUGUUUUCACGCCAGGUUUUGUUACUUCCUACUACCAAACGGUUUGCACUAGAAAUGAGUCGAAUGGUUCAUUGAUGUGGAGGCACAGAAGGAAGGAAAAGGGCGGACAUAUGGAAGGAUUUUUUCUUUUUUAUUUCAGCCAGAGAACA
Entelurus aequoreus (snake pipefish) is the source of this 2743-nucleotide messenger RNA. It is a transcript of the gene klf5a, whose product is annotated as Kruppel like factor 5a. Gene Ontology annotation, biological process: regulation of transcription by RNA polymerase II. The coding region runs from base 943 to 2244 and encodes 433 amino acids. The transcript has 6 exons. The record is from RefSeq and is a predicted model, not a curated record. Gene Ontology annotation, molecular function: DNA-binding transcription factor activity, RNA polymerase II-specific; RNA polymerase II cis-regulatory region sequence-specific DNA binding. NCBI's taxonomy places the organism in Eukaryota, Metazoa, Chordata, Actinopteri, Syngnathiformes, Syngnathidae.